Molecule: messenger RNA, 489 nt
Organism: Entrophospora sp. SA101
Lineage: Eukaryota; Fungi; Glomeromycota; Glomeromycetes; Entrophosporales; Entrophosporaceae
Source: the annotation of a GenBank genome assembly
AUGAAGGGAUAUGGUUAUGCACAUAAAGCAAACCCUUUUGAAAUCAUCACAAAUGAUAAUUGGCCACAAAAUACUGGUCAAUUCAAAACCCCAACAGUACUAAAAUAUGAUGAAUCUUUUAAAGUUUUGAAUUGGGGUCUUCCUGCAUUAGCUGAAAAACCUAGCAAAAAGAAAAAGUCUACUAAAGCCGUGACAACAGAGCUUUUCAAACUUCAUCUUGCCAAAAUGACAGAUAAACCACCUUUACCAGAUAAAUUACAUCAUAAACAAGCCAUAACAGACUAUCUAUCUCAACUUAACAAAUCAAUUAAAGAAACAAUAGAUAGCAGAUGGCAAAAUAUCGAUUUCUUUGAUAAUGUUUUACUUAUUUUAACGAUUCCUGCAGAGUUUGAUGAUAGUGCUAUUGCAACAUUGAGAGAAUCUGAAGCCGCAGCAAUUUAUUGUAUGAAAGUUCUUAAAGAACAUAAAUUAGAAGUGGGAGGUUUGUAA